AUGCAGCUCACUGCGUCUCAGUGCGGGACCAGCACGCGCGAUCGUUACUGCGCGCGCAUUGGCUGGCGGAGAAGGGCGCACGUGGGUCAGGGUAAACAACACGCCAGCGCGCCCCCGUGCGUGUCCGGUCAGCGGAACGUCGGUAAAGACUCGCUGACUUUACUGGUGCACAGACGCGGCGGAACAAUGUUGCUCGGAAAGCUGGUUGUUGGUGUAUUCCUGGUAGUGCUCGGCCCCCGCGUGUGUGUGGGUUACGUAUUUCAGGCCGUACAGCCAACAGAAGAAAAGGAAGAGAUUCCCUUAUCGCCUAAAGUAUCUAAAUGGGAAAGCACAGCUGGAUCUUGUAAGGGGCGGUGCUUCGAGCUGGUAGAGGCGGAGCCUCCUGGGUGCCGGUGUGAUAAUCUGUGUAAGACGUAUUAUAGCUGCUGUGCCGACUUUGAUAAGCAGUGCCUCAAAACUGCUGGAGGUUUUGAGUGUACUGCAGAGCGGUGUGGAGAGAGCCGAAAUGAGGACUAUGCAUGCCAGUGUUCAGAGGACUGCUUGGAGAAAGGAGACUGCUGCACCAACUUCAAAGCUCUCUGCAAAGGUGAGAGUCCAUGGGUGGACGGAGACUGUGAGGAGAUUAAAGCCCCAGAAUGUCCUGCAGGAUUUGUGCGUCCUCCUCUCUUUAUCAUCUCUCUGGACGGAUUCCGUGCCUCCUACAUAAAGAAAGGAAAAUCUGUCAUUCCCAACAUCCAUAAACUGAGAACAUGUGGGACUCGCUCUCCUCACAUGAGACCAAUGUAUCCUUCGAAAACAUUUCCAAACCUCUACACUCUCGCUACGGGGCUGUACCCGGAGUCUCACGGCAUUGUGUGUAACUCCAUGUACGACCCAGUGUUUGAUGCAAACUUCAACCUGCGUGGGAGGGAGAAGCUCAAUCAUCGCUGGUGGGGUGGACAACCUAUCUGGAUAACAGCAGAGAAGCAGGGGGUGAAGGCAGCUACGUUCUUCUGGCCUUGGGUGAUUCCACUGGAGAGAAGGAUUCUGACCAUGCUACGCUGGCUCCACCUGCCUGAUGAUGAAAGGCCAUAUGUGUACGCAGUCCACUCCGAGCAGCCCGAUACGUUCGGACACAGGCUGGGGCCGCUCAGCAGCGAGCUGGAUAACCCGUUAAGAGAAAUUGAUAACAUCAUCGGUCAGCUGAUGAACGGUCUGAAACAGAUGAACCUGCACCGCUGUGUAAAUGUCAUCAUAGUGGGCGAUCAUGGAAUGGAGGAGGCCCACUGUGAUCGUACAGAGUAUCUCAGCUCAUACGGACUCAACAUUAAUGACUUCACCCUAAUCCCAGGAUCAUCUGGGAGACUGCGUCCCAAAAACCAGAGCAUGCCAUAUGACCCAAAAGAACUUGUAGCCAAUUUAACAUGUAAGAUGCCCAAUCAGCACUUUAAAGCCUAUCUGAAGCAGCACCUGCCCAAGCGGCUGCACUACGCCAACAACCGCAGGAUAGAGGAUGUCCACCUGCUCAUGGAGAGGAAGUGGCUCGUCGCCAUGAACCGGUUACCGGGCAGCUGUGGCUACUUUGGCGAUCACGGCUUUGAUAACAUAAUUAGCAGCAUGCAGACCAUCUUUUUGGGAUACGGGCCGAGCUUCAAGUUCAGGACAGAAGUUCCUCCUUUUGAGAAUAUCGAGCUUUACAACGUAAUGUGUGACCUCCUGGGCUUGACUCCUGCACCUAAUAAUGGCACACACGGCAGUCUGAACUCCAUUUUGAAAGACCCUCCAUUCACACCUAUACAGCCAGAGGAAGUGACAUCACCAAAACCUCUGGAGCCUGCUGCUGCUUCACUAGCGUUUUACAACCUGGGCUGCAGCUGCGAUGAUGAGAAUAUGAUUGAGGAGAGCACUGAUGGAUUUUUCACAGACAUCACUGCUUUUUUAAACAAUGUGACUCACCUGCUGUUUGGACGUCCAGCUGUUUUGUUCCAGACAUCAUACUCUUUACUUCAUCACUCGAACUACAUCAGCGCAUACAGUUAUGAGCUGCACAUGCCCCUGUGGACUGCAUUCACCAUCAUACCGCUGAUCGAGAGCACUGCUUCACCUCGCUCCGAGUGUGUAAGAGCAGACAUCCGAAUUCCUCCUGAGCACACACAGACCUGUGACUUCAACAAACAGGAUCACAAGAUCGUCCGUGGAUUCCUUUUCCCACCUGGUUACUCGACCACUCCUGAAUCCACUCAUGAUGCUUCUUUAAUCACCAACACUGUGCCCAUGUACCCUGCCUUUAAGAGAAUAUGGAGUUACCUGCAGAAGACAGUACUGAGGCGCUACAGUGAAGAGAGGAACAUCAUUAAUGUUGUGACUGGACCCAUAUUUGACUAUGACUCAGAUGGACUCAGAGACACAGUGGAGAAAAUCAGAGAACACGAAGGCGACUCUUCCCCGGUCCCCACUCAUUUUUACGUUAUAAUAGCAAGCUGUGAACGACUUAACUCAACAGAGGAGGAGUGUGCUGAAUCCAUUUCUAUGGUUUCUUUCAUCCUUCCACACCGACCAGAUAACUCGGAAAGCUGCAAUAGUUCGGAGGAGCCGUCUCACUGGGUGGAAGGGAUCCUGCGCACUCACACGGCUCGUGUACGCGACGUGGAACUGCUCACCGGACUCGAUUUCUACCGCUCGGUCCCGCUGCCCUUCACAAAGACACUCGCUCUGAAAACCUAUCUGCACACGUUCGAGGACAACAUCUAACACCUGGUGGAGCAGCAUUGCUAAACACCACAUCACCUCUCUUCCUGGAUCCGCUGAUGAUUAGGUGUAUAGUUUUUAUACAGUUUGUCAUAUUUAUUGUUCAUUUCAAACUAAAUAAUGAUGGUUCAAACAGUUCCACUUUAGACUCACUAAACCUAGGUUAUAGAGCGUGAAUUAUAGUGCGUCGUUGUGAGUACCUUUGUGUGUGUGUGUUCUUGUGUGUGUGUUGUUAGUUAACAUUUUGUCAGCAUGUGUUUGCUAGCAUGUUGUGUGAUUCAUAUAGGUAUAAAAAUAUUUUUUAGCCACACUAAAAACUGCUCCUUUAACUGAAGAGGAAGCUUGGGUGUAGACCGCAAAUCUGUAUAAACAGUAACUUCUGUAGCUAAAUAUUCAGGUACAAUAGGCUUAGAAAAAAGCUUGUAUCAUGACUUGCACACAUACAAUGCAGAGAAAUCCAUCUCCCAGCUUGUUAGGAUGUUUGAGUCAGUGUACAGUUUCUCUGCAUCCGUGGACCUGAGAGUGUUUACUCAAGGGUUUUACAGUCGCAGUAUCCAACAUGGGGCCAAUACUUAUGUCUCAAAACGCCAAUUAACCAGCAAAGCUAUCUAGAUAACUAAUGCUAUUUACUGAGGUUCAGGAUUGUCUGAUCAAGUUAAUUUAACCACUGGAAUGAUUUCUUUGUUCACAAAUAAGACUAUUUAAGAUAAGAGACAAACAUAUAUUUGUAAAUGGAUUCCUCAUUAGAAGUAAUCAAUUUCAUUAAAUUCAGUGAAAAGAAUAUAGUGUGUGUGUGUGUGUGUGUGUGUGUGUGUGUGUGUGUUUUUCUGUGAAGGAUAAACACCACCAUUGUUUCUGAUAUCCGGCAAAAACCUUAGAACAAAGCUAACCAUUUUCAGUCUUUCAAAUGAGAUGCCAUUUCUCUCAAGAGCUUUGGAUGGCAGUGUUUUGAAGUACUCUUAAUACCAGCUAUGGAAUGGUGACAAAUGAAAGGAAAAAUGAUAUAAAAUGUGUUAAGUUAAAGCCUUGGCAUAGAUCCAACCUCUAACUCUGGAACUGUAAUGGAGCAAUGAACAGUUCUCAAAAAGAGGUUGAGUCUGAGUUCAAAUCCUAUAAUCCUAUAAAUAUCAAGUCUUCAACUGGGUUAAGAAUGUGAAGGUAGAUAAUUUAAUAAAGGGUGCUGAAUGUGAAGGUAUAUAAUUUACUACACUUUCAUCCUGUAAGUGGGGGUGGAGUCAUCCUGGACAAAACCUCUCCCAUCAGAAUAGAAAAGGAUAAAUGUAAUCAGUCCAAAGAAUAAUGUAUUGAUUUACAGUGAGACUUAUAGGAUAUAUGUAUAGACUUAUAUACUCUACGUAUAGACCGAUAUUCUCGCAGAGUUUCAGCGGAUGAACUGACUCUGAAACAUUGAAACAUUGAAAAUUUCAUAAUUCAGUGAUGAAGAACUCAUUCAUUGAUGAUUCAAAGAUGUGCAAAAAUGAUUAAUCACCAGUUUAAUCACCAGAUCUCACCAGAAAUCAGUUGAGUCACCUGUGUGAGGUUUUAGAUCAAUGUUCAUAAUAAAAAAAUGCAGUUUUACAGUUUCAGAGUCUUUGCCAAGGUGCAUUGAAGAUAUUCUGGUGGCUUGUGGUGGCCCUGCAUCUUACUAAAAAAACUUCUCUAUAUAUAUUCUACAUAAAACUAAUACUAGCUAAUCACAUUAGCUACAUUAACCAUGUGAUUGACUUUUAUCAUCACAUUCACUAAUCUGAUUGGAAAGAAAGUAAAACAAAAAUACUGCCAAACUGUCAUGAAAUAAUUUUUUUAAAGAUGCACCAAUGCUACAGAUGGUUAGAUUACUGACUUUGCUAGCAAUUAAUGAAUGUGUGCUACACUGUACAGAGUACAGAGAUCAUGCUACAUGGUCCAUGUGAUUAGGAAAACCAGCAUUAAAGCCAGCUUGCAAUAAAUCCACACUCUGCAUCUGGCCAUGUGUUCCUUCCCAUACUCCUGUCACAAAUAUCCAGUGUACAGAAAUAUCAUUACUGCUAUGCGCUAGUUGUGUGCUUUAUCAAAAUGUUGAUGUAUGGAUGCUAGUUGCUUGGUUAAAUGCUAGAAAAACUAACCCGAUUAUAUAAUAAAUGAACAGUAGACAACUUUUGUUGUCACCAAAACAUGAUGACAAUGUUUAUUUUUUUCUGAAGGGAACGAAAAGUCAUUGUCUGUAACAGUGGUAUCAGUAAUUAAAUCAUUAAAACAAUAAAAAAGUAA
Messenger RNA from Hemibagrus wyckioides, 4977 nucleotides. RefSeq names its product ectonucleotide pyrophosphatase/phosphodiesterase 2-like (gene enpp2l). The coding region runs from base 1 to 2730 and encodes 909 amino acids. The transcript has 25 exons. Gene Ontology annotation, molecular function: scavenger receptor activity; nucleic acid binding; phosphatidylcholine lysophospholipase A1 activity. The record is from RefSeq and is a predicted model, not a curated record. Lineage: Eukaryota; Metazoa; Chordata; Actinopteri; Siluriformes; Bagridae. Gene Ontology annotation, biological process: phosphatidylcholine catabolic process; immune response.